Molecule: messenger RNA, 2612 nt
Organism: Polistes canadensis
Lineage: Eukaryota; Metazoa; Arthropoda; Insecta; Hymenoptera; Vespidae
Gene: Enoph
Product: enolase-phosphatase E1
Exons: 4
Coding region: 214-2250 (678 amino acids)
Molecular function (GO): magnesium ion binding; acireductone synthase activity
Source: RefSeq, a predicted model, not a curated record
ACGCACACAGAGUAGUGCGCGGGGGGCCCGAGCUAACUCAUCCGCCGGCUUUCAACAAGAACGCGUCGAAGAGACGUAGACAUAUACAAUAUCGUGCUUUUAACGUCCCGUUUUCAUCGGCUUGAUACGAAAUAUAAAUUACACGCGCAAAUAUAUUUAUUAUUUAUCUUUUAUUCGGUGCCCAAAGAGAUUCGAUAACUUAAUUGUGGAGAGAUGGCCGGGGAAAAACGUAGUCAGGAACAUGAAGAUACUAUGCUAUCUCAAACGACAAUCCUGGUUGACAUCGAGGGUACAACGACGAGCAUAAGCUUCGUGAAGGAAACUUUAUUUCCUUAUGUGAGAGCCAAUUUAAAAAAAUACCUUUCAGAGUGUUGGGAUAAUGAGAAGUUCAAAGAAGUUUAUAAUAAAUUGAAAGAACAGGCUAAGAAAGAUGAAGAAGACAAAGUUGAAGGUUUUGUUUCGAUUACUGGUAGUAAUGUAGAAGAAGAACAAGAAUCAUUAAUAAAAAAUAUCCUCUGGCAAAUGGACAAUGAUCGUAAAACAAAUUCGCUUAAACAAUUGCAAGGUAACAUGUGGCAUGAUGCUUAUAAAACAGGAAUCAUAAAAGGAAGGGUUUACGACGAUGUACCCAAGUCAUUGGAAUUGUGGGUUAACAAUGGAAAAAAAAUAUAUGUCUAUUCGAGUGGGAGUGUAGAGUCACAAAAAUUACAUUUUGGCCAUUCCGAGCAUGGCGAUUUACUAAAGUAUUUCAGUGGAUUCUUUGACACAGAAGUAGGAGCUAAACAAGAGUGCAACAGUUACAAGAAUAUUUUAACGAAACUAGGAGAAAAAGCGAAUAAUGUAAUAUUUCUCACGGAUGUUGUAAAAGAAGCUGCAGCUGCUAAAGAAGCAGGCAUACUACCGAUUAUAGUUACGCGCGAAGGUAAUGCUGCUUUGACAGAUGAAGAAGCGAUUGCUUAUAUGACUAUUAAGUCUUUCUUAGAUUUAACAUUUCAAACAUCAACGAAGCGCCAGAAACUAAAUCCCACGGAAGUGGAGAAAAAAGAUGAAUCUGUAAAUCCAAACAGCAGUGAGCCAAUGGAUACUUCAGAGGAUGUAGAAAUCCCGGUUGAAAAUGCAAAAGAAAUCGAAAAGACAGAAAUAACUAAAAGUCCUCAACCCGAACAAGAAAUAAAAACCAAGACUGAUGAAACAGAUCAAACCCAGAAAGAUGAAAGUGAAAUUAUGAAAGAUGUAAAAGAUGUAAAAGAUAUAACUGUAACAAGUGCGAAACCUGACGAAAAAGAACAAUCUGUAACUAAACAACCGGAAACUCCAACUAAAGUUGGAGCUACUUCAGUUGCAGAUGAUGCUAUGGCGGCAACCAAAAGCGAGCCUGUAUCAAAACCAGAGACUGACGAUAAAAAGUUCACAAAGUCUGAGACUGUAGUUCAAAAUGAAACUACCAAUGCAGUAAAAGAUAACAAAACCAGGGAGGAAAGCGUUUCUGAGAAACCUGCAGAAACUGAAACAAAAGUAGAGGGAUCAACAAGCAGAAAAAAUACUAAUUCCAGCACAACUGAAGCAAAUUCCGCCGAAGGGGAAACAAUAUCAAAAACGACUACACAAAUAUCUUCGGAGAUAGAGAAUGCACCUUUAUCCGAUGCUACUAAAACCGAUGAUGUUAUUGCAAAAAUAAGUACGAAAGAAGCAAAUGCAGAAACAGAAGAUAAAAAUAAUGAUACUAAGAAAGAUUCGAAAGAUCAAGAAAGUAACGUUGCAGUGGAGAAAAGUAAAGAUGGUGAUGCAAAAGUAGAAAACCAGGAAGAAUCAAAAAAUAGAGAAACAAAGGAAAAUGCAGACGUAAAAGCAUCUUUACCUAAAGCAGAAAAACAUACUGAAAGUGCUGAAUCGAUAGAACAAGAAUCAAGCAAAGAAUCCGUGAAAGAAGAAACUGUGUCGGAUGAAGUGAAAGAUAAAAGUACAGUGGAAUCAGAGAAGAAAAAAUUAAAUGGAACAACACAAAAUGGAGACGAUGUGCCAGUGUCGGAUGAAAAUUUACACAGAAAUGGACUGAACGAGGGAUCAUCGAGCGAACAACUCACAUUGACAAGCAGUGAGGAAAAACCUGCACAAAAUGGUGAGCCUGAGAGUUCUACAGAUACUAGUGCAGAAUCUAUAAAAGUAAAAAAAGUCGUUGAUUCUGCCGUAGCAGAUGGUGCAGGUGAACCUGACGUUGUUCCCCCUGUAGUUGUAGCAGCGACUUCUUAAUCUUGUUCUAAUACAUUUUAAGAAGUCCAUACAUAACCCCAUUUCCUAGUACUUAUCUGCAGGUAUAAACUGAAAAGUUGGCUCCCUACAUCUUACAUAAAUCGUACGAUGUUUAAAAUAUAAGAUGUUAAUUUAAGAUAGAAGUCAUAGAAACAUCAUUUCUUUGAUAAGUGGGGCAAGGAAAAUAAUGUAAAGUCUUUACAGUGUAUUACAAAUUCGAUUAUCUUUCAAUUAUAUUGAUUAUUUCUUUUCUCUUUUUUUGUCCUCAUUAUAAUCUAUGGAUAUUCAAAAUUGGAAUAAUUCGGAAUAUUUAAUUACUUUAUUCCAAAACGUAAUUUAUAAAAUAUCUUAUUAAUAUAUUU